Messenger RNA from Dreissena polymorpha, 683 nucleotides. RefSeq lists its product as uncharacterized. The transcript is spliced from 6 exons. Bases 230 to 607 code for a protein of 125 amino acids. NCBI's taxonomy places the organism in Eukaryota, Metazoa, Mollusca, Bivalvia, Myida, Dreissenidae. The record is from RefSeq and is a predicted model, not a curated record.
CUCAUAUUACGUGGGCUUUGUAUAGACCUGCGAUUGCUAGGCACUCUAUAUUUGUAGACGGCCGGGUAACGAUCGAGUUGUGUAAUUGAUUGAGGACUGGGUGUGCGCAGGUCAAGGCGCUCAGUAUUCAACAUUUGUAAAAUGCCGGGUUUUGAUCGAUUAGUGUUAUUUGUUCGGGACUCGGAAUGCGAAGAUUUCAGACUCUGAUGAAACUCUGCCUCCAGACGACAUGGACACCAAUGCACCAGAAAUAUCCCAACACCACUCAGAAACAGCUACUGAACAAAAUACGAUUUCAGACUAUGAUGAAACUCUGCCUCCAGACGACCUGGACACCAAUGCACCAGAAAUAUCCCAACACCACUCAGAAACAGCUACUGAACAAAAUACGACGACCUGGACACCAAUGCACCAGAAAUAUCCCAACACCACUCAGAAACAGCUACGGAACAAAAUACGAUUUCAGACUAUGAUGAAACUCUGCCUCCAGACGACAGGGACACCAAUGCACCAGAAAUAUCCCAAAACCACUCAGAAACAGCUACUGAACAAAAUACGGUUAGUGAAUUUUCUUCAACUUCUUACAGUGCCUAUAGUGUCACUGUAACUUCAUCACAGCCUGCUACUGAACCAGCCCCUAAAAAGCUAAAACUACAUGUAUCCAUACAAACUAUUGAUCCUUU